Molecule: messenger RNA, 1679 nt
Organism: Aplysia californica (California sea hare)
Lineage: Eukaryota; Metazoa; Mollusca; Gastropoda; Aplysiida; Aplysiidae
Product: prohibitin
Exons: 6
Coding region: 53-868 (271 amino acids)
Biological process (GO): mitochondrion organization
Cellular component (GO): mitochondrion; membrane
Source: RefSeq, a predicted model, not a curated record
GUAGCUGCCGUUUCAUCAGAGUCGGAGGCAAGGGUCACUACAGUACAGCACAAUGGCUCGGAUUUUCAAUAAUUUGGCUAAACUUGGCGUUGGUCUUGCAGUAACUGGUGGAGUUUUACAGUCUGCCCUCUAUAAUGUUGAUGGUGGUCAGAGAGCAGUAAUCUUUGACAGAUUCAGGGGAGUGCAAGAUGAAGUUGUUGGAGAAGGCACUCAUUUCCUCAUUCCUUGGGCGCAGAAACCAAUUAUUUAUGACAUCCGCAGUAAGCCCAGAAAUGUUCCUGUCGUCACUGGUAGCAAAGACUUGCAGAACGUCAACAUCACCCUAAGGAUAUUGUUUAGGCCACAAGUACCAGCUCUGCCCAAAAUCUUCACCAACCUCGGAAUAGAUUACGAUGAGAGAGUGUUGCCAUCCAUCACUCAGGAAGUGCUGAAAGCUGUUGUUGCUCAGUUUGAUGCCAGUGACCUGAUCACUCAGAGAGAAAUCGUCUCCACCAAGGUCAGUGAAGAGCUGACGGAAAGAGCAUUGCAGUUUGGCAUUGUGCUCGACGACAUCUCAUUGACUCACUUGACCUUCGGCCGAGAAUUUACAGAUGCUGUAGAGGCUAAACAGGUGGCCCAGCAGGAAGCAGAGAGGGCCAGAUAUAUUGUGGAGAAGGCUGAGCAACAAAAGAAGGCCGCUGUCAUCUCUGCUGAGGGUGACUCCAAAGCCGCUGAGCUCCUGGCCAAGGCGUUUGGUGCUGCCGGGGAGGGUCUGGUAGAGCUGAGGAAGCUGGAGGCUGCUGAAGACAUCGCAUACCAAAUGUCGCGGUCGAGAAAUGUGGCAUACCUCCCACAGGGCCAACAGACACUGCUUUCCUUACCGCAGUGAAAAGUUUUUGCUGUUGGGCGAUGACGGAACAUUCUGUGGUUUGCUGUAAAUGAAAGAAGGAUGAUUUUGUUUUCUCUUUUUCACUGACAUUUUUCACACUAAUAUUUAUAUGUGUAUUACUUGCUUGUGGGUUUUGCAGCUUUGGUUGGUAAAUCUCCUUUGUAUGUUAUAAAACAUCUGGGAUAUUUCUUCUGAUUAGGUUAUAAAACCCCUUGUGAAUUAUGUCUUAAACAACAUUUAACAUGGUAGUAUUGAAACUUAUGAAAAGUUUAAUGCCUUUAAGUGUCUCUUCAAGUUCAAGUUUAGAAGGCUUCCCCAGGAUGUCUGCAGAGUGAUAAAUGUCUUGUACUAUUUUGUACUGUUAAAUGACCAUGUGUGGCUCUGUUUUUUGUGAGUCCAAGAGACAGGUUCAGGGAAGAACGGAAAUCUGAUGGUUAAAUGUGCUGCAUUGUUUUUGUGAAUAUCAUCAUCGUUUUGUCCUUCAUCAAUCUGCUGAGGAAUUCUUUUGCUUACUAUUGCUACUGUCAUGAUUGAUGCUCUCAGUUAGACAGAGAAGUGUGAAAGGAAUUUGACAAACAUCCUUAUGUCUAUAAUGGAUGUUGAUAGUUGCCCAGAUUUUCAGUGUUGUUUUUGGUGAUUUGGACAUCACUUUGGGUCAAGUGAGUCGACCAUUUUACAUGUUAUAUAUGUCCAGUCCAAAAGACUUUGUCCACAUUGGCAUAGAGACUGUUGGAGCAAGCUAGUAAUCAUCUUUUGUAGUGAUAAAUAAAAUGUUUGGUGAAUAAAACUCGCUGAUAUUCAGAUUUACAAA